GUGAGGUUAAGGCCAAUGAAAGUGUCAACAGCAGAAAAAGAACGCAUACAACGCCAUCAACAUUGAUGCGGUCGCAGUUCCAAUCAGAGCUUUGGUUGGCGCAAAUAACGGAUAUCAAUACGAUACUGAUUCGCUGGUUCAUCGGAGCUGAGAGAAGAACGCUCUUAAUGUGAUAACAUCAAACAAGUUCGAAGAUUUCUUUCAGAACAAAAACAUCGACUGUUUAAGAAAAUUAAACAAAAACCAACCAUUCCAAAAGUGGAAAAAAACCAUCAAAAUGGCGUCAAAGAAUCACAAAGCUACCGAUUUCAAUGAUUUGUGCGAAACUUCUCUAUUGAAUGUAAUGGAGUACUUAUCUGUCGAAGAACUUUGUGUCGUAAAAGGUGUUUGUCGUCGCUUGCGGAAAAUGGCAAGUCGAACAUUUGAACGACGGUAUGCUGGUGCCGUUCACUUUGACGAUUUGAUGUUCAAUAUGCCGGAGAUAGUACGCAUCAUCAAAUGCUUUGGGCCAAUCAUCAACAGUGUUACAGUCAACGGAUCGAUUGCAUGGGAACUGAACACAUCGAUUUUAACGAUGCUCACCCAAAAAUGCAGCAAACUGAAGAAACUCAAAUUGAUUUGCUACCACUUUGACAAGCCCGAAAUGGCCAUCAUGAAGACAUUGGUUCAACACCUGGAGACGAUUGAAUUGCUGUACUGUACGAUAGCCACAAAACAUGGCGUCAACUACAACGUAUUCCUCAAGGUGGCUGACGAAUUAAGGGAGUUGGUGUUCAUCGGACGCGAUCAAGAGGUUGACUUGAAGUUUUUGAACAAAAAAUUUUCAUCCAUGCAGAAAUUGACCAUUAUCUCAGCCCGGCUCACCGAUGAAGAAGUGCUUGGUCAUUUCUUGCGAAAAAAUCGAUCGAUCAAACACUUCAACUACAUGCCGAAUGUACCGCUGUCAUAUGGACGAUCAUGGACCAGUUCAUUUGAUAAUAUUGUACCGCGUCUGACCGACAUUUCCAUCGAUCUCAACAAAAACAUCGACUAUGUGUACCUGUUCAGUUCGUUUACGCAGCUGAGACGUGUCGUCAUCAGUUGCCAGGGUUACAGCGAACCGAUUCACGAUGUCGUCAGUCAAUUGGCCAAAAUGAACACACUGAAAGUGCUCGGUUUGUGGAAAUUUGGUUUUCGCGAGCUAUUAACCCUGCCGAAAGUGAACAACAUUGAAACGCUUGAACUUCGAAAGAUCAAAUCUUUGUUUGACUUGAAAGCGCUGUCACAUGAGCUGAACAAACAAUGGGGCCAUGUCAAAAAUCUCUAUCUCGAUCAUACAGCCGUUCGCGAUGCUAAUGAUAUCGAAGUGCUGGUCAACAGUGUGAUGCAAGUGAAGAACUUAUUCCUGUGCGACUUGCGGGGAUUUUUCAUCAUGCCAACCGCAACCAAAUACUACUUAUGGUGCUCGAAUCGAAUGAUGCCGUUGAAUAUUUUCGUUGAUUCUCACUACUUGAUGCAACACACAGUCAGCGAUCCGAACCAAACUAUUGUGUUCCAACCGUUCAAAGAUCGAAUCUGUCAAAUGGUCAACGUCAUUUGUGCCGACCAUUUGUAAAAUUUUGAAUGGCCUAUUAUAUUUGUAUCUGAACAAAAAAGUACUAUGCAUAUUGUCAUGAUUUGAAUAAUGUGAUCAACAGUUGUGAUUGAACAAAGAUUGGUAGCGUUUAGAUUAGCGUUAUGACCAAAAAAAACGAAAAUUGUUAAUGAAAAAACUACAUCUGACCUUAUCAUCGAUAUCCUUAUUUCAAAUGUUUUUUUUAUUCAAUAUAUAUAACUCAUGUUUGAUACAAUAGAAGUAAAUAAUAAUAAACGAUAAGUUAUUCAAUUUUGGAAAAGGA
Molecule: messenger RNA, 1877 nt
Organism: Sitodiplosis mosellana (orange wheat blossom midge)
Lineage: Eukaryota; Metazoa; Arthropoda; Insecta; Diptera; Cecidomyiidae
Exons: 2
Coding region: 278-1594 (438 amino acids)
Molecular function (GO): protein binding
Source: RefSeq, a predicted model, not a curated record